This is a messenger RNA of Diabrotica virgifera virgifera (western corn rootworm), 2688 nucleotides long. Its product is annotated as chorion peroxidase-like. Gene Ontology annotation, biological process: response to oxidative stress. Lineage: Eukaryota; Metazoa; Arthropoda; Insecta; Coleoptera; Chrysomelidae. The transcript is spliced from 14 exons. Gene Ontology annotation, molecular function: heme binding; peroxidase activity. The record is from RefSeq and is a predicted model, not a curated record. The coding region runs from base 41 to 2485 and encodes 814 amino acids.
GGAAAGGAAAGAAAUUCAUCUGUGUGAUAAGAAAAAUACGAUGAGUCAACAAAUGUUGCUUCUGGGUAUAUUAGUAAGCAUAGUUUCCAUAGUUUCUUCCCAUGUCGCGAACGAUUUCAAGUUAGUAAGAUCCCAUAUUUUACACGAAGAAAAAUUAGAAGAAAGAUCCUCUAAUAAAUUAGACGAUGAUGAUCAGUCACUGCACUUACAUGAAAAUCAUCAAGGACCUUACACAGGAAGUUGCAAAGGAGGAUUAGAAUGUGUACCAUUUGUAAGCUGUCCAGGUCAUUAUUGGGUGAAAGAUAAAGCUUAUUGUAAAUCUGUUGUUGGUAGGAAAGGUAUCUGUUGCAGUUCUGGAAAAAAUUUAACAAACUCUGUGACCAACAUAGAUAGAGCUCACCGACCUCAUCACUUAAGCUUGGAUUCGACAACUCUUGGAGUUCUGACGCAUAAGAGUAGAGCUGCAAUGGAUCGGCUACGAUCGCAAGAAAACAAAUUACUUAUGACUGAUCCUAACGUCAUUUUGGAACCAGGUUGCGCCAGUUAUAGCCAUUUCAGAAAUUCAAGAAGAUCUAGUUUUACCGAUGUAGCAGAAGUUAUAAGAAUUGGAAAUAGAGCAUUGGAAAUUGCUGUCGCCACCACGGCAUUUAAAGAAAGGGAGGGUGUGAGCAAUUUAGAGCUAGAACAAGGACUUUUGGACCAAAACUUAGAAAGCAGCCCGUUGGGACGCUUUUGUCCCCAUAGACCUCUUUGUCCACCUGUCGAUAAUAAAUACAGAAGCAUUGAUGGUACUUGCAAUAACGUAUUCCACACAUUAUGGGGAUCUUCUAAAACACCAUAUAGUAGACUAAUGGCGCCGUAUUAUGAUGAUGGGGUCUGGUCACCAAGAACUUCUAUUUUGGACAGACAUGCUCUACCAAGUCCAAGAUUGAUUACCAGCCAGGUUUUUAAUAAUAGAGAAGCAAAUAAUGAGGAAUAUACUUUACUUCUUAUGCAAUUUGGACAAUUCAUUUCACACGAUAUUUCCCAUUCAGUCGAUUUUACAUACAACAACGGCAGUGCCAUAUCUUGUUGUACAAAAGAUGGAAGAGAUGCCUUACCAAUAGAGAACCGUCACUAUGCGUGUAUGCCCAUUAAAUUGCCGAAAACUGACACAUUUUAUGGAGGCUUCAAACGAAAGUGCAUGAACUUUGUCAGGACAGUCUUAGCACCCCGUGAAGACUGCACAUUAGGAUUUUCACAACAGAUGAAUGAAGUGACACACUUUUUAGACGGAUCUACGAUUUAUGGUUCAACUCCAGAACAAACAGGACAGCUUCGAAGUUUUGAAGGAGGCAAACUAAAGACUUUUAAUGAUUUUGGUAGGGAGCUGUUACCAUUAGCCAACGAUAAAGACGCGUGCCUUACCAUGGAAGCUGGGACUGCUUGCUUUGAAGCAGGGGAUACCAGGGCUAAUCAAAUGAUUACGUUGGUGGCACUGCAUACAAUCUUCAUGAGAGAACAUAACCGAAUUGCUGAGAUGCUCUCGCACGUGAAUCCUCAUUGGGAUGACGAAGAGAUCUUUUUAGAAGCCCGCCAAAUAGUAAUUGCCGAGCUACAAGUUAUUACAUACAAAGAGUUCUUACCCAUCAUACUAGGUGACAUAACAAUGGAAGAAUUUGAUCUUAGUCUGGAGGAAGGUUUUGAAUAUUAUUACGGUUAUGAUCCAAAAGUGGAACCAUCCAUUAUCAAUGAGUUUUCUACAGCAGCAUUUAGAUUUGGACAUUCAAUAGUCGACGGAACCUUAAAAAUUUAUGGACUUCACAAACUGGAAGAAAUGAUAUCCAUUCCUGAAGUAAUGUUCUACCCAUCCCAAAUGAGGAAAAGUAAUUUUUUAGAUAAAGUAUUAGGUACCCUUACAACAGAACCUAUACAGGAAGUGGAUGGAUCUUUUACAGAAGCAUUAACAAAGUAUAUGUUUAGAGCUGGAAGUCCAUUUGGAGUAGAUUUACCGUCGAUAAAUAUUCAAAGAGGUAGGGAUCACGGAUUAAGGCCGUAUAACGAUUACAGGGAGUUAAGUGGUUUACCAAGAUACAAGUCCUUCAGAGAUUUUGGUCCUGAGUAUGGCGAACGGUUAAGUAAAGUAUACUCUACUGUAGAUGACGUAGAUUUAUGGGUGGGAGGAUUACUAGAAGAUAAAGUUGAUGGAAGCUUGGUUGGCCCAGUUUUUAGAGAUAUCAUCGCAGAACAAUUCUUAAGGUUACGGAGAGGAGACCGUUAUUUCUUUGAACACGAUCCAAAUUCUAGUCCCGGUCAUUUUACUCCAGAUCAACUAUUUCAAUUAAGGAAAGCUUCUAUGUCAAGAAUUAUUUGUGAUAACAGUGAUCACAUCUUGCUAUCACGUCAAGCUCCAAAUGCGUUCAGAAGACCUGGAAAAAGGAACGAAUUCGUGGACUGCCAUAGUAAUAUCAUACCAAACAUAGAUCUUCGAUACUGGGCCCAAUAGAUAUUUACACUAUUUUUGAGAUUUAUUCGUUAUAAAUAGUAUUUAUUCGUUUUAUUAUCGUUAACUUUUGUAUUUUUAUGUAUUAUGUAUAGUUUUAUCUUAUGAAUGUUCGAAAAUAUUAUGAUUAACUUUUAUCUUUCUGUAUUAUGUAAAGGUUUAUCUUAUUAAUUUUUGAAAAUAAAUUUUGUCAGGAUUUUACAAAA